Hipposideros armiger (great roundleaf bat) is the source of this 4416-nucleotide messenger RNA. It is a transcript of the gene SGPL1, whose product is annotated as sphingosine-1-phosphate lyase 1. Gene Ontology annotation, cellular component: endoplasmic reticulum. The transcript has 15 exons. Gene Ontology annotation, biological process: carboxylic acid metabolic process; sphingolipid catabolic process. NCBI's taxonomy places the organism in Eukaryota, Metazoa, Chordata, Mammalia, Chiroptera, Hipposideridae. The record is from RefSeq and is a predicted model, not a curated record. Bases 212 to 1918 code for a protein of 568 amino acids. Gene Ontology annotation, molecular function: sphinganine-1-phosphate aldolase activity; pyridoxal phosphate binding.
CCGCGUCCGACCUCUAAUCUCAGCUGCGGCAGAGGGAGCCCGAGCCCCGUCACUCACAAAGUGGUCUUGCGGGGAAGAGGACAGUGGCGGGUGGCGAGUGUCCAAAGGAAGAAGUGGGGACGCUGGUUCCGGGCUGAGGAGGUGGAAGGGGUCACGGCUACGGAGGAAGGAGGAGGAGGGGAGGCCCUGAAAGUGCGGCUGGAAGAGGAAGAUGCCCAGUACGGACCUACUGAUGUUGAAGACCUUUGAGCCCUACUUCGAGAUUUUGGAAGUAUAUUCCACAAAGGCCAAGGAUUAUGUAAAUGGACAUUGCACCAAGUAUGAGCCCUGGCAGCUAAUUGCAUGGAGUGUUGUGUCGACGCUGCUGGUAGUCUGGGUAUAUGAAUUUAUCUUCCAGCCGGAGAGUUUAUGGUCAAGGUUUAAAAAGAAAUGCUUUAAGCUCAUCAGGAAGAUGCCUAUUAUUGGUCGAAAGAUCCAAGAGGAGUUGAACAAGGCCAAGGAUGAUAUUAGCAAGAACAUGUCAUUUCUGAAAGUGGACAAAGAGUACGUGACAGUUCUGCCCUCCCAAGGCCUGAGCCCGUCCGCGGUUCUGGAGAAGCUCAAGGACUACAGCGCUAUGGAUCUCUUCUGGCAAGAAGGGCGAGCCUCCGGAGCAGUGUACUGUGGGGAGGAAACGCUCACCGAGUUCCUCGUGAAGGCUUAUGGCAGUUUUGCGUGGAGUAACCCACUGCAUCCAGAUAUCUUCCCAGGGCUGCGGAAGAUAGAGGCGGAGAUUGUGAGGAUAGCUUGUUCCCUGUUCAAUGGGGGCCCAGAUUCCUGUGGAUGUGUGACCUCUGGGGGGACAGAAAGCAUACUGAUGGCCUGCAAAGCUUAUCGGGACCUGGCCUUAGAGAAUGGGAUCAAAACUCCAGAAAUUGUGGCCCCCCAAAGUGCCCAUGCUGCAUUUGACAAAGCAGCCCAUUAUUUUGGGAUGAAGAUUGUACGGGUUCCACUGAACAAAAUGAUGGAGGUGGAUGUUCGGGCAAUGAGAAGGGCCAUCUCCAGGAACACCGCCAUGCUCGUCUGCUCCACCCCCCAGUUUCCUCACGGUGUGAUAGAUCCUGUCCCUGAAGUGGCCAAGCUGGCUGUCAAAUACAAAAUACCUCUUCAUGUAGACGCUUGUCUGGGGGGCUUCCUCAUCGUCUUCAUGGAAAAAGCAGGAUACCCACUGGAGCACCCAUUUGAUUUCCGGGUGCAAGGUGUGACCAGCAUUUCAGCGGACACGCACAAGUAUGGCUACGCCCCCAAAGGUUCUUCCGUGGUGUUAUACAGUGACAAGAAGUACAGGAGCUAUCAGUUCUUUGUGGAUCCAGAUUGGCAAGGUGGCAUCUACGCUUCCCCGACCAUCGCGGGCUCACGGCCUGGUGGCAUUAGUGCAGCCUGCUGGGCCGCCUUGAUGCACUUCGGUGAGAGCGGCUAUGUUGAAGCUACCAAACAGAUCAUCAAAACUGCUCGCUUCCUCAAGUCAGAACUGCAAAAAAUCAAAGGCAUCUUUGUGUUUGGGGAUCCUCAAUUGUCAGUCAUUGCUCUGGGCUCUCGUGAUUUUGACAUCUACCGGCUGUUUAACCUGAUGACUGCGAAGGGGUGGAACUUGAACCAGCUGCAGUUCCCAUCCAGUAUUCACUUCUGCAUCACGUUAGUGCACACGCGGAAGCGAGUAGCCAUACAGUUCCUAAAGGACAUCCGGGAGUCUGUCACUCAGAUCAUGAAGAAUCCUAAAGCAAAGACCACAGGAAUGGGUGCUAUCUACGGCAUGGCUCAGACCACUGUCGACAGGAACCAGGUAGCAGAGUUGUCCUCGGUCUUCUUGGACAGCCUUUUCUGCACAGACACUGUAACUCAGGGCAGCCAGAUGAACGGUUCUCCGAAACCCCGCUGAGCCUGGACUCUGCCUAGCCCCGAGGGGUUUCUGGCCUUCAGGAGGUUCUCGGAGUGUGGAACAGGCCACCCACAGUUUCAACAUCUGGUCUUGCUCCAUCGAGCACUACGAGACAGAUCACAAGACAGCUGGAUCCUCAGGCUUCUUGUUCCUCCUUUCAUCAUCCUUUUGUGGUUUUUAAUGUGAAGACCCCGAAGGAUUCCAUUACGUAAUUAUUUUGCCCUUGUUCUAAAUGUUACCCUAGGAAUUGUUUUAACCAUUUCUUCCUCUAACCUCUCUAGCUUUCAACUUCACUUAAUCGUUGUGUGGCAGCUCUGACCUGUCCUGAUUCCUUCAGGAAGCUGAGCACAGUUUAUGAAAUACAAAAAGGUUUUCUUUGUUGUCUCAGGCAGAUUGGCUGAUCAGAUAGGAAGCAUUCAUGUAACAAGUUUCCCUGGGUGGGUGUUAGAUAUACUCUAAGAAGGAGGCUUUUUCAGCCUUGCUCUUUGAGUAGGUUAGUUAUCUCUCUUAGAGCCACUUUUAUUGCAACUCGUUUUAUUUUCCCAGGACACAGAUUGACCAGGCCGUUGUUGCUCCUAUGCAGGAUUAGAGUGGUCAGUCUACCAGGGCGCGGUGUGGAGUGGGCCACUGGCCUCUCCUGGGAUGCAGUCCCCAUUUGAUUCUUGGCUGCCACCAUGCUUGGAGAUUCUUAUUUGAAAUUAUGCUCCCCUUGGUUUGUUCUGCCAUGGACCACAAGAGAAUGCGAUUCCCAGAGGAUCUAGGAACCUGUGGCCCUAGUGCUGCCUCUGAAUAGGCAGCGUUCAGAGCACACCUGAGCCCUCUCCUGGGCUGGUGAUAUCAGAAACCAGACCCUCUUCUAUACCUUUCUGAGUAUCAGAGUAGGAUGAGCACCCAGAUUCAAAAAAGUCGCCACCAAAAGUUGGUGGUGGGCCUCCCCUCCCCCACUGCUUUAGGCCAUCAUGCAUGAGAAUACGUUUCAAAGCACCUUCACAAGUGGCCUUGAUUUACCCUAAGUGGUGCAAGGAGGGCGUGAGAGAGCUCCCAAGGCAAGGAAAGUUUUCCCUCUCCAUUAGUGUGUCCUUUCUGCCUCUUCCACCUUUUUUCAGCUCCCAAAGGUACUAUGGCAAUUUAGCCUCAGGUACUGGACGCUUCUCAGGCCUGGCUAGGAUGAGAUACACAUUUUGGAAUAGGAAACGUGAUGGUAAGUGUCCGUCAUAGCCCAGGGCCUGGGUUUCCUUCAUGAGACUAGUUGCUCAGGGUGGUGCAGGGACAGGACCAGACCCUGUGCCCACUCCCUACCCUCUUCUCCCCAGCGUGGGGCCCACAUCAAGGUUAAGCCACUGUCCUCCCCUAACGACCACCUAGCCUGCGUGUGCCUUUUCCUCACCAGGGAGCAGUGGUGGGCUAUUCCUGACCCAGGCCUGGGGGUCAGCUCCUGGGGUGUUCAUCCGGGGAGGAGAACGCUUAGGAGUAGCCAGGAGAAAGGCUGCUGUUCCAUUACCCUUCUCAGGGACUCCUGAAUGUCCAGCCUCUUCAGGCUCCUAUCCUGUCGCCUCCCCCACGGGAUAUGCUGGCAGCCGGGAGAGCCAGGAUGACCAGGUUUUUCCCGAAGCUCCUUACCACUUUUGUCUAAAAUGUUGUUGAGCACUGUAUUUCCUACACAAAACUGUGACUGGCCAUGUCACUGCAGGGCUGAUGUGUGUGUAUGCGUGUGUGUUUCCUCCUGGCCUUUGUGGGUUCCAAGUGUGUGAGUGAGUGUGUGUGUGUGUGUGUGUGUGUGUGUGAGUGAGUGACAGGGAGAGGCUGAGAUCCUUUGGACAUGGGAGCUGUGUGCCCUCCAGUUGCUGAGCUGGUGGGCACCUCCUGACAGAGGAGGUGUAGUCUCUUGCGUCUCCAGUGCCUUCAUUAUGUUGGAGGAAGUCCAGGGACCCAGACCCACCCAGCAGGCACCACCUGGGUUUGUCAGCCGUUAAAAUGGGGAAGCGUGUGUCCUACAGAGUGUGCUCUUGCUUCCAGUGUCUCCCAGGCCCUUCCCCUGUGCUGUAACAACAUUGCUGCCGGGGGUGGGGUGGGCUGGGUGGUGGAGGUGGGAGGCGGGGGUGCAGUGUUUUCAAAGGGACCUGCUGUAGCCACUUUAAUUUAUGAUCAUGAGCCUUAGUUUGACUUAACAUUUGUGAGCUUUCCAUUCCGUGUAUAUCUGCAUGUGGUAACACCCAGCCUGGCAGAGGUGGGCAGAAUGUCGUAAUGAUAUGUUGCUAGAUGUCUCAUUGGCCGCUGCAAAACCUGUACUGUCUUAUUUCUGCAUUAGAAGUAAGUAGUCAUGUGAAUAUACUGCCAUGUCACUUUUAAUAUUACCAGUUUUAUACUUGGAAAAUGGUACUUGCCUCCUUUAAAUCUUUUCUGUCUUUAACCUCCCCCUUCCCAUCUCAAGCUCCCCUCCUAAUUGCAGCAAUAAUCUCUUAAAAAGCAAUUAAGUAAUUAAAUGUCCCAAAUCCUAA